AUGUCUACGAAGCGAAAGAACGAAGCACCCACUUCGCCAAAGCCUGCGAAGAAAGCCAAGACAGGUGCCACUCCUACACGCACGUCUCCACGAAACAAGAAGGGCGGUAGUGAGACACCACCUGCAAACAGUACCAGCAAGAAGCCGAGGAAGCCGGCGCAUCCCGGAUCAAAAGCAGUCAAAGCCCCAGACGAAGACGCCAACUUUGAAUGGGAGAUUCUAGGUGGUGACAAGCGCUCGACGCUCGUCGUUGGGGAGGCCCAGCCAAAGCGACUAACACUCAAGUUCCACCAUCGACAUGACAACAACGAGAAGGAUCGAACCUUUGAGUACGACAGGAGGGCAGCGAAAGACAUUGACUGGAAUAACAAAGACCACAUCAGGGACAUCAACAAGUGGCGCAACCAAAUAUUCGUCCAAAACAUGAAGUUCACUCCCAAGGUCACUCACACACCAUGGGCUCCAUUCGAGACCGCCUAUCUCGAGCUGUUCCACGAGAAGCUCCUAGAGGCUGCGACUGGGAAGACGGAUACCUUUGUGGCGCCUCACAACGAGCUCAUAUACCAGGCUUUCAACGAUUACUUCGAGGGCCGCACUGACAUUCCUGACAAGAGCGGCAAACCAAUGGAAGAGGCUCUGGGUACCAGGCCCCCGGGUGGGCUAAAUUCGUACCUCAACCGUGCUGAUACUAACCUCCGUGGCCUGCGAGAUCGUAUGAAAGCACUCAAGCCUAAGCUAAAGAAGAGCAAGAAGGAGGACGCCUGGAUGCCUGACAUCACGGACGACGAAAUCGAACAGUAUAUUAAAGGAGAGUGGGAGUCGGCUGUCGAUACUGCUGCUGCUGUCGCUGCUGCUGCUACUAAUGAAGAUGAUGGAGAAGAAGAGGAUGAAGCUCAAGCUGAGGAUGAAGGUGAAGAAGAUGAAGAGCAAGCUGAGGAAGAAGACGAAGGUGAUGACUCUGACACUUCUACUCUCACCACACCACCUGACACGGACGAAGAACUUGAAAGCAUGGAGAUCCUUGAGCGCGAACAACAAGCUAAGCGUCUGAUAGUCAAGCUUAAGCUUAAACCCAGCACAGCCAGCAAAUUUCCAGGAAGCAAACGUCCAACCACCAGGCCUGCAGUCACCAAGCCCACGACAACCAAGCCGACGACAACCAAGCCUACGACAACCAAGCCUAUGACAACCAAGCCUACAACCAACAAUCCCGCAUCAAACACGCGGAGUACUAGUAAGGCCAGCUCGGGCAGGUCAAGCGCCCGUUCUUCCUCGCCGCCUCCACCAGAGAAAAGCACCAAAAAGUCGACCUCCUCCAAGAAGACGAUGACUGAUCCACCGAAAGCGACAGAACCGUCCGAGCCGAAGUCGAAGCCGCGAGUUGUUAAGCCCGUUGAGACCGAACCAAUACCCACCCAUCCAGACGUCAUUGCCGAUCUCAAGGCUCGAGGCUACACGUGGACCGAACUACCCGCGACCAAUAAAGAGGCAAUCAAGGCGCAUCAGGAAGCGCAGAACAAGAAGCCUUCUCAAAACACAUGGAUUGACGGCGCAGUCGAGGCUCUCAAGGAUAGGACCAAGAGGCAGACUAGCCCGGGCUUCGAUCACGAGUUCUUCAACAAGGACGUACAACACGAGUACGAAAAUAAGGGCGAGAUGAUCAACGUCGAAGACUGGCACAAGAAGUCUGCGCGCAGAGAUGGAGCCGCCGCAGUCACAGCUCUACUCAAUGCGGCUGAUAUCCCACCUCUGGGUUACACGGGCGACAUACGCAAACUUCACAAGAACAGACUGUUGUCGGAAGACGAGCUCAAAUUAGCUGAUGCACGCGACGCUGCUAUUACCCAAAAGCACGAAGCAGUUGAGCGCGCACGCCAGUUGAAGAUCGCAAAAGAGUCUGCCACAAGUGCUUCGAAAAGGGAGAUGCAUGAGCAGGCUGCGCGAAAGCAGAAGAGUGUGUGGGACGAUCCGGAAAUCACGGAUGAUUCGGGUAAUGAGUCUUUGGACGAUCCGGCGGAUGAUGAAGCACGUAAGGGAGACUGA
Messenger RNA from Alternaria viburni, 2043 nucleotides. RefSeq lists its product as uncharacterized. The transcript has a single exon. The record is from RefSeq and is a predicted model, not a curated record. NCBI's taxonomy places the organism in Eukaryota, Fungi, Ascomycota, Dothideomycetes, Pleosporales, Pleosporaceae. Bases 1 to 2043 code for a protein of 680 amino acids.